Fulmarus glacialis (Northern fulmar) is the source of this 1185-nucleotide messenger RNA. Its product is annotated as tropomyosin alpha-3 chain. The record is from RefSeq and is a predicted model, not a curated record. The coding region runs from base 123 to 851 and encodes 242 amino acids. NCBI's taxonomy places the organism in Eukaryota, Metazoa, Chordata, Aves, Procellariiformes, Procellariidae. The transcript is spliced from 7 exons. Gene Ontology annotation, cellular component: actin filament. Gene Ontology annotation, molecular function: actin filament binding. Gene Ontology annotation, biological process: muscle contraction; actin filament organization.
UAACUGCAUCUUUCUCUCUCCUGGAAUGUUCUGUCCUCUCUGCCCAUAAAUAUUCCUGUCUGAGUGGUGGUGGCUGUCCAUGUGUCUGUCAGAACAGCUUCCCUCCUUACAGCAAACUAAACAUGCAGUUUCUACUUGAAGACUCCAGGUCCGGCAGAAAUCUGUGUCCACGUCUCAGCUGCUCAGCUCAGUGCCCUGUGCGUGUGCUGGCAGAAUUCUUAAAAUAUGAACUUGGGAGGCAGGAAGGGAACUUGCUUUCUGCACAAGUGCCUCAAAGCAGGGUCCCAUCCAGUCUGAUUGCAGACCGUCUCCUAAAGAACUUCCUCGUCUUCCCUGCACAUGGAUUCACUUCUUGUCUCUCCUGUCUUUCCCUCCCGCUUCUUUUCCUUUUUCUCUCCCCUUUCUUUACGAAACCCCACAGUAAAUGUUCCGAGCUGGAAGAAGAGUUGAAGAAUGUCACCAACAAUCUCAAGUCUCUUGAGGCUCAGGCUGAGAAGUACUCUCAAAAAGAGGAUAAAUACGAAGAAGAGAUCAAGAUCCUGACUGAUAAACUCAAAGAGGCGGAGACCCGUGCUGAAUUUGCUGAACGGUCUGUAGCCAAGCUGGAGAAGACCAUUGAUGAUUUGGAAGAUGAGCUCUAUGCCCAGAAACUGAAGUACAAAGCAAUUAGUGAGGAACUGGACCACGCCCUGAAUGACAUGACUUCCAUUGCCCGAAGAGCUCUUCAUGAACAGAGUUUUGAUGAAAUGGGACACCUCCCGUGGUUUCCUCAGCCUGUCUGUCCAGUGUCCCAGCGUGUGGAUCUCUUCAGUGAUAAGGGUGGGCUCACCUUUGGAGUAAAGCCUACCUAGAGCGCUAGUUGCUGAUCUGAGCUCUCCUCCUGGCUUAAGGAACAUAUAAACUGAAAUCCACCAAAGAGGAGCAUCUCUGCACGCAAAGAAUGCUGGACCAGACCCUGCUAGACCUGAACGAGAUGUAAUGGAUCCCUGCCACUGCCUCUGCCACACGAUGCCUGGGGGGGCCAGCCCAGCCGCUGCUGACCUCUAACCCUUGGGGACCAGAGUUUACUUUCUGUUGCCAACUUGACCAAACACAAAUCUUCUCCUUCGCCUCAGGGUUAAAGGCCAUCAGGUUGGGCAGAGCUUCAAACAGCGUUAUUAAGGGAAAUAAACAAUGCAAUAAUGU